AUGCGUGCCGGCAGAUACCUGAACGUCAUUCCAGAUACUCAGUUCCUACUACAUUGUAUACGCGGUCUUCUUCCCAUGGUACAAACACCCCCAACAGAAACACAUGAAAACAAUAAGGAACUAGUGGGUAAAGGGAAUACACAGUCUCAAACCUGGCAUAAUGCCAACGACAACAUCAAUUCGAAGAAUUACUCAAGUCUUUGGCCUUUGGUUUAUUUUCUUUCAAAUUCAAUAACUAUAUAG
Molecule: messenger RNA, 243 nt
Organism: Brugia pahangi
Lineage: Eukaryota; Metazoa; Nematoda; Chromadorea; Rhabditida; Onchocercidae
Source: the annotation of a GenBank genome assembly